Anthostomella pinea is the source of this 1647-nucleotide messenger RNA. The record is from the annotation of a GenBank genome assembly. NCBI's taxonomy places the organism in Eukaryota, Fungi, Ascomycota, Sordariomycetes, Xylariales, Xylariaceae.
AUGGAUGACGGGGUGGAACAGUUCAUGACCGUGACUGGUGUCGCCUCCGGCCGCAUCGCUCGCGGCUACCUAGACAUCUCAAAUGGGGAUCCGAUGCAGGCCAUCACGCUAUUCUUCGAGAACCCCGAUCUCCAGGCGAGCUUCAGCGCACCAUCUGCUGCACCUGCUGCCUCAGCCCAGCCAAGUCGAGCCACGAGACGCACCGGCCGUGAGGAUGCCGGCGGUGUUAUUCACAUCGAUUCCGACGACGACGAGGAUGUUUCUAUGACGGAUGACCCCAUCAACGACUCUGAUGACGACGGUGUGAUCUGGGUGGCGAGAAACGCACAAGAAGAGGAGGAUGCCGAGAUGGCAAGACGGCUGCAAGACGAGCUGUACGGACCGGGUCCCGGCGGCGCUGCUGGGUCCGGUGCUUCGGAAGACGGCGUGCGAGCUCCCAUAGCUAGAACCACAGAGAUGCUGGCUGCGCCGGACCCGUCCUGGGGUCUGCAUGAUGAGGACCGGGAGGCUGCCGUCUUGGAGCAGAUCCGAGCUCGUCGCCAUCCGCCUCGACGACCUCAUAACAACUCUUCGAACCCUUUCCAGCAGACACCCGGCUUCUGGGACGACGCAUCUGCGCCGCCGGUACCGAGCGGCACCAGACCAGGACCCGCCGCUGCACCCGUAUCACGACCAGCCAUGUUAGCCAGUCUCUUUCGGCCGCCGUACGACUUGAUGAGUCCAUGGACGUGGGACCAUGCGAGAGACGAGGGCAAGGACCAGAAGAAGUGGCUUCUAGUCAACCUCCAGGACCUUAGUGUGUUUCAGUGCCAGGCCUUGAACAGAGAUCAUUGGAAGAAUGACGAUAUCAAGUCCCUUGUCAAGGAGCAUUUCAUCUUCCUGCAGUACGACAAGACGGACCCGACGGCCACCGACUACAUCCAAUUCUACUUCCCCAACGAAGCCCACGAAAACCAAGACAAUUAUCCUCAUGUCUCAGUUGUCGACCCGCGAACAGGAGAACAAGUCAAAGUCUGGUCGGGAAGCGAAUUUCCAUCGGUGACGGAUUUCUAUUCGGAGCUCGUCGAGUUCCUCGAUCGGUAUAGCUUGGCUGCUAACAGCAAGAACCCUGUGGUGAAGUCGAAGCCGAAGGCUAAACAGGUUGACGUGGGACGAUUGACCGAGGAAGAGAUGUUACAGCUGGCGAUGCAAAACAGCCUUGACAACGACGGUGGAUCCUCUGGGUCCAAUGUUGAAGACCCGGACUCACUUACAAAGAGCAAAGGAAAGGGCAAGGCGACGGAUGAGGCUGUCGAUCUUACGGGUGGCUCUGAACAGGCUCCUCCUCCCCCGACGGUUGAGUCAACAUUUGCACAGAUCUCGGCAAUUAGCCCCCAUGUGGAGCCGGAGAACAAUCCGGCUACUACAACCAGAAUACAGUUCCGACACUCUGGAGGACGAGUCAUCCGCCGGUUCAAUGCUACGGAUACAGUUCGGUGUUUGUUUGAGUGGCUCAAGGCGGAGCCGUUGGAGGGCAAGGAGGGCGUCCAGUUCGAACUGAAGGCAAUGCCGGCAGGCCGAGACUUGAUCGAAGAGCUCGACAAGACUAUCGAGGAGGCUGGUUUGAAGCAGGGAACAGUUAUGAUCGAAUUCCUUGAGGAUUCGUAA